Molecule: messenger RNA, 795 nt
Organism: Phasianus colchicus (ring-necked pheasant)
Lineage: Eukaryota; Metazoa; Chordata; Aves; Galliformes; Phasianidae
Biological process (GO): antibacterial humoral response; innate immune response
Cellular component (GO): extracellular region
Molecular function (GO): serine-type endopeptidase inhibitor activity
Source: RefSeq, a predicted model, not a curated record
AUGCCGGGGCCCUGCGGCGGCCACGAGCUGAGCUUCUUCUACAACGUCACCUCCGGGCGCUGCGAGACAUUCCCCUACAGCGGCUGCGGGGGCAAUGCCAACCGCUUCGGGACGCGGGCAGCGUGCCGCCGGGCGUGCCUGGGCCACGAGAAACCCAAAACCGGGGAGUGUCCCGUGGUGCUGCCGGAGCUGGAGGGGCCGUGCCGGGAGGAGUGCGAUGGUGACAGCGACUGCCCCAAUGCGCUGAAGUGCUGCAACAGCAGCUGCGGCCUCCAGUGCCUGCCUGCAGUGCCAGCCCGGAAGGAUGGAUUCUGCCCGGCCAGCGCAGGGCUGUUCCCCAGCUACGACUGCAGAGAGUGGUGCCGGCGUGACGCCGACUGCCCCGGCGAGGAGAAGUGCUGCCUGCAGGGCUGUGACUACGUGUGCCUGCGUCCAGCCCAAGAGAAACCAGGGAUCUGCCCCCUGAGCGAGCAGGCUGCGGGGUCCCAGUGCCAGAACCCCUGUGCAGGAGACGGGCAGUGCCCAGGGAAUGAGAAGUGCUGCAGCAGCAGCCGAUGUGGCCAUGUCUGCAUGGUCCCAGAGCCAGACAAACCUGGGCAGUGCCCAAAGGUGAGGCCACAGCUGACAUCAGAGCCAUGUAUGGAGGAGGAUUACUGCCUGCACGACCGGGACUGCCCCAGGCAGGAGAAGUGCUGCUUUUCCGGCUGCGCCAUGCACUGCUCCCGCCCAGCCAGAGGUGAGGGCAGGCGGCUGGGCCCCAGCUGCACCACGGGCAAGGAGCAGCAGUACCAGUAG